This is a messenger RNA of Tilletiaria anomala UBC 951, 1810 nucleotides long. Its product is annotated as carbohydrate esterase family 4 protein. Gene Ontology annotation, molecular function: chitin deacetylase activity. The transcript is spliced from 2 exons. The record is from RefSeq and is a predicted model, not a curated record. Gene Ontology annotation, biological process: carbohydrate metabolic process. Gene Ontology annotation, cellular component: membrane. NCBI's taxonomy places the organism in Eukaryota, Fungi, Basidiomycota, Exobasidiomycetes, Georgefischeriales, Tilletiariaceae. The coding region runs from base 147 to 1547 and encodes 466 amino acids.
UCUUCAAGACGAUCUUUAUUAGCCUCGUCGCCGCCGCGACAUUGACCUCGAAGCGGCACCGAGUGGACGCACCAGUCCAAGCUAUAGAGCCGGAUUGCACCCAACAACACUCACACUUCGUCCAACAGUAGAUUCGACCAGCCAUAAUGCAGCUCAACUCGUUUACGCUGCUUCUCGUAGCUCUUGUCCCCGCCGGCCAAGCACUUGCCGGGCACAUGGGCAAGGGCAUCCCAGGCCACCACAUUCAGAAGCAUCACCAUGACCUCGCCACACCAUCGCUGCUGAAGCGGGCUCCGGCAGCGGCCGCGACCAACGACGCGAGCUUCGCCAAUAUUAACAGCACCACGGCGCAGUGCAAACCGUAUUAUAUCGAGUCAGUCAGCGCCUUCUCCAAGGAGUUCCCACCCGUGUGGGAAAUCGCAGACAUCCUGCCGAACGACACCGAGGCGCAGCAGAUAUGGCAGCGGAUCCAGGCAUCGGGCAAGAUCCCCGACAUCGCCCCCCGAGGGCUUCCGACCGGCAGCAUGCAGGGCAACGGCUCACGAUACGAUGCGGUUGCUGACCCGGAUUGCUGGUGGACAGCAACAAAGUGCACAACGCCAAAGCAUCCAGGCAUCCCCAACGACAUUGUCACAUGCCCCGAGCCACACAUAUGGGGCAUUUCCUUUGACGACGGCCCAAAUUGCACGCACAACGCCUUCUAUGACUUCCUCAAGGAGAACAACCAAAAGGCCACCAUGUUCUACAUUGGCUCCAACGUCAUGGACUGGCCACUGCAGGCUCAGCGCGGCCUCACUGACGGUCACCAGCUCUCAGCACACACAUGGAGUCAUCGCUACCUGACUGCACUCACCAGCUCGCAGAUCUUUGCCGAACUAUACUACACGGUCAAGGUGAUCAAAUACGUCGUCGGCGUGACCGUAACGUCGUACCGCCCGCCAUACGGUGACAUUGAUGACCGCGUGCGGGCCAUCGCCAACGCGCUCGGCCUCGACACGAUCAUUUGGACCGACGACACGAAUGACUGGCAAAUUGCACCGCAGGGCCCUUCGCCGACUGCGGUGAUCGACCACAACUACGGCUCCAUCAUCGCCAAGGCUACAUCCACCCCGCUGGACCAGGCCGGCAUCCUCGUCCUCACGCACGAGAUUAACGGUGAAACAAUGGAUGAGUGGAUGAAGGAGUACCCGCUGGUGAAGAACGCGUUCAAGCACGUCGUCCCCAUCGACACAUGCCGCAACAAGACACAGAUCUACCAGGAGCAACAGUAUGUGUACCCGAACUUUUCGCAGUACAUACAAGGCAACACAAUGCCGCAAGGCCUGCCGAAGGCAAACGCGAUCAAAGCGAAAGCAGCGCAGUACACCAUCACGGCUAGCCAGCCGAGCCGGCCAUUAACAAGCACAGCAGCUGCCAGCAGUAAGGGUACAGGCAGCCAGGCCGGUUCCAAGAGCGCAGCGACUGCAUCGUUCUCCUCAUCCACCCUCGUGCUCGUCGCUGUUGCUGCUGCCGUCAUCGUAGGGAGCUCCGUCACGCUUGCGCUCUGAACCGCUCCCGCACAUCUGCAUUCUAAUCACUGUCCAGACGAGCUCCCACCUCAACCUCGCAUUUAACUUCUUCGCCUCAAAUCAUCCGCUCAUUAGUGCACAUACACCACAGUUCCACCCCACUCAACGUCCAUUGUAGCAGUAACAUAAGCCCCUAUCCGCUUUUUUCGUCUUUCGCACAUCCAUCGCCGCCGCCGAUGCCAUCAUCAUCGUUCUCGCUGCAGGCGGCCGAGCCCAAACAACGCAAGGCAUACAGAUUCAUC